UCCCAGCAGAAAUCAAGACGUGACAACGUUUAAGAAUUGGACCCCGACAGUCUUUAAACAGAUUGCAGUGGUGGAUCCUACAUAUGCAAAGAGAUGAACCUGGAUGAGGACACUGGCCUGUCAGUUGGUUGUGGCAAUGGAAAACUUCGACAGUGGCUGAUCGAUCAGAUUGACAGCCAGAGGUAUCCCGGCCUGGUUUGGGAGAAUGAUGAUAAAUCCAUCUUCAGGAUCCCCUGGAAGCAUGCAGGAAAGCAAGACUACAAUAGAGAGGAGGAUGCUGCACUCUUCAAGGCUUGGGCAAUGUUUAAGGGAAAAUAUAAGGAGGGUGUAGACAAACCAGAUCCCCCUACAUGGAAAACCAGACUACGCUGUGCCCUUAAUAAAAGCAAUGACUUUGAUGAAAUUGUGGAAAGAAGCCAACUGGAUAUCUCAGACCCAUACAAAGUGUACAGAAUUAUUCCAGAAGGAGCCAAAAAGGGAAUGAAGAUGAACUGCAUGGAGGAGACAUCACCUCAAGUCAAUGCCAUAGGCUAUAUUCCACCGUAUACAUCACUACCUAACCAGGUACCCACCUAUGUGGUUUCUCCGGAGAGAAGGGAGUGGAGAGAUUAUCAUGCACUGCCUGAACAACAGUCUCUUAACAUGCAUCACCACGGGCCACACGGAGACCUGCAGUAUAGUCAGUGUCUCUUCCCAUCACCUAUCAACAGGGCUUGGCCUGCAUCCCACACAGAUAAUGGUUUUCAGCUCUCAUUCCACACCUACUUUUCAGAAUCACAACCACCUAUGUAUACAAUGGACCACAACAAUGUCAUGACAGAUUUCAGUCUGCAUGUGUGCCUGUACUAUAGGGAAUCGCUGGUGAAGGAGGUUACAGUCACUAACCCAGAGGGUUGUCGGAUCACCUCCACCUCCACAUCCUCCCCUUCCUCUUCCUCUUCUUCCUCCCCAUGUCCAGAAGACACGUUUCACAGUGGUGCAGAAAUCAUUCUUUUUCCAUCUCCAUAUCCCGAGUCUCAGAGACAAGGUGCUGAGCUGCUUCCUAACAUACUGGAGAAGGGGGUGCUUCUGUGGAUGACGGCAGACGGGCUGUAUGCCAAACGCCUUUGUCAGGGACGAGUGUACUGGGAAGGGCCUCUGGCCCCAUACGUGGAUAAACCCAACAAGCUGGAGAAGGAGCAGCCAUGCAAACUAUUUGACACCCAUCAGUUCCUUGUUGAUCUACAAAAUUUUGCCCAUAAUGGCCGUCAUUUGCCACGACACCAGGUGGUGCUAUGCUUUGGGGAUGAGUAUCCAGACCCCCAGCGUUCAAGGAAAAUGAUCACAGCACAGGUGGAGCCACUGUUUGCCCGGAAACUGUCAUACUAUUACCAGCAGAACACUGGUCACUACCUGCGAGCCUACGAUCACAUCCAGGAAGAGAGCAUCUCUCCGAUAGCUGACUAUACCGCUCAAAGACCUCUACAGCAUAUUCAGGAGUGAAAAGCACCCACAAACACAUGUGCACAUGCAGGGGUGAUUGAAGAUGGCUGUAAAGUUGUGGCCUUUCGUGACACCUUUCGACUGCAGUCCCGUGAACUGUUAGUGAUAGUGUGGAGGGGCAAAGAUGGGGAAGACCCUGUCCCUUUUACUUGCACACCUAUGCUCUGUAGUCUUUGUGUCUGUGACUGUGGAGUGAAGUUCUUUCUGUUUUUUUUCUUCUACAAAUAUUAUUGUGACAGUGUGAAGGAUGCGGUUUGAGGGUGGGGAAGAUGAGGGGAGCGGAGGGCAAGCUGAGACAGGAAGUACUAGCACAGGUGCACAGGAAGAAUGGCCCCUAAGACAAACACAGAUAUGUCAACGUGAUAAACCAGUUUAAAUGGAUACUUUUUCAUUCACAGGUAGCAGUUGACAGUGUGACCCGUGCUGUUGUAGUAAAGUGGCUGUGAAGACAAAAUCACCAUUUCUUGAUUCUGAUUUAGUUUUUUCUGUGGUUCAAAAUAUACAUGCUUGCAAACAAGGCUAAACUCAACAAAGCCAACAGCUCUGUUUCCAAGCUGGUUUAUUAAUUCCCUCAAUGGCUCCAGUGGCUCUCAUUGGUUAUGAGUAGCAAAUACCGUAGUCCCCUCCAUGUAAAGAACAACAUAGUUUAAUUUAUUGGAUAUAAUAUACUUUUAGAGAUUAUAUUAUUUAGAAAUCAUUUGAUUGCAGCUAGAAGGCAUGAAAAUAAUGAUUAUGAUUGUGCAACAAAAUAAUAAAUUGUGUUUCAUGCUCACAAAAAACACAUUGCAUAGUUGCAUAUGCACAAGAUGCAUUUGAAUUACAGAAGUCGGCUUCUCAAGCACUGUUUUGCUGUGAUGAACCUUAACCGAACUGGGUUGAGGGACACUGACUGGAAAACUUACAGGGAAAUGAUACCUGGUCUGAAAGAUCUGAAACUGGUGGCCCCACAAUUAGGAAGGAAAACCAAUUUCAUGGUUGAUGUACAUGUUAAACCAUAGGUGAGUUCCCAUGAAAUCCUUACUGUAGAGGUGCAGACACUGGUUUAAGUGUCCGGGCUAAACCUACAGACAUCACAAAGUGCCUGAGACGUGGAAUGCUGAAAUUUCCUUGAGUUGGAUUCCUCAUGGUACUGUUGUCCCGUGUGUUAAUACCGAAGGAGGAGGGAUAGAAAUGUUGCUGCUUUUCUUCUGUGGUCCAUAGUUUCAAUCUCAACAUUUACUUCCCUCUCACUUAGACCACAUCACUUUCUCAGAGUAUUACCAAAAUCACUGUCAGGAAUCUUUUUUUUCAUUUUUAUUUCAUGAAUCAUGAACCCCUUCUAGACACCUUAGAAUGUGAGCUCUCUGAUUUUCUACUAAGUGAGUUUGUUUGUUAUUGCUUCACAGUCAAGAAAUUUGGCCAAAAUCUCUCAGCUUCAUCUUCAGUGUAUGUUUUUUGUGUGUGUUGUAUUGUGUGUGUCUGUGUGUGUGUAUGUAUAAUGACCAUCUGGUUAUUGCUAUUAAUUUGUUAAGUUUGAGUUGAGAACAUGUAAGUUGUAUAUUAACAAAGUUGAAGUUCAUGCAUGUGUGGGAGGGUACGCAGUUGCGGUAUUACUGUUAUCAGGAAUUGACAUUUAUGGACUCAGGAUAAAGCUCGUGACUCCCCCACCCACGACACCAGUGACUCAAACACACACAACCAACAUGCCCAUCUCACGUCACAGAUUACAGUCACAGCUCAGACAAAACUAUGGUGGGAAAAAAAGAUCACAUUUGUCCAUGUAAAUGGUUUCAAUCAGCAUAUGUUAAUUGGGAUUUUUAUUAAAUAUAAAAGUGGUAUUUUGAGAUUUAUUUUUAAAUAAACACAUGCAAAACUAUUCAAAUGUGCCCUGCUUUGUUAUCUUUAAAACACCACUUUUGUAGACAAAGAAAGGAAGAAUAAGAGAAUCAGAUUUGGUUAGAAAAAGGAAAAAAAAGGAAAAAAA
Menidia menidia (Atlantic silverside) is the source of this 3445-nucleotide messenger RNA. NCBI's taxonomy places the organism in Eukaryota, Metazoa, Chordata, Actinopteri, Atheriniformes, Atherinopsidae. The record is from the annotation of a GenBank genome assembly.